Molecule: messenger RNA, 1074 nt
Organism: Trametes versicolor FP-101664 SS1
Lineage: Eukaryota; Fungi; Basidiomycota; Agaricomycetes; Polyporales; Polyporaceae
Exons: 6
Coding region: 1-1074 (357 amino acids)
Source: RefSeq, a predicted model, not a curated record
AUGCCCCACCCAGACGGGGACGUCUCCGGCGAAUUACAGCGCGUCCCAUCCACACACUGGUCCUCGCGAGCUUCUAGGAAACGUCGGUACUCGUCGCGGCCUAUUCGCGUAGCCCCCCAUUCUGCACCCGGCGCUGCAGACCUCCGAGAGACGUCAGCGGUGCAAAAGGACCUCAGCUUGCUUGAGCAACGGGUACGGCAUCCCGAGACCCGGCUCAAAGUGCAUCUCACCUGGGACAUCUCCUUCUGGGUCGCCGUCGUGUUCGUACUCGGGUCGACAGUAUGGAUCAUUAACGGCUUUUUCCUGUUCCUCCCGCUCGUCGACCUCGGCUCGGACAACUUCCCCGCGUCGGCGUGGUCGGCGUUCGCGGGAGGCACCCUGUUCGAGAUUGGCAGCUAUCUCAUGUUCGUGGAAGCCCUCAACACCGGCCACGACGAGCUAUUCGGCCCGGCCGUGCGCGAGCUCGUGGGACAUGCGAGGCGAACGGUGCCCGAGGCGCCAUCCCAGGACUCGAGUAGCGCGGAUGCGGAGAAGGGCCUGACAGGCGGCGGCGACAGCGGCCGCCGACGCGUAAGGUUCCGCUGGAUUGGCAGGGGCGACUGGCGCGAGCUCGGGUUCCUCGCGUGCGCGGUGCAGAUGGGCGCGGCGACGAUCUUCUGGGUGUCGACCAUCACGGGCCUGCCGAACGCCAUCGCGGGGUUCCCGGAGGACCCGCCUACAGCUGUCACGGACGUGUUCUACUGGACCCCGCAAGUGCUGGGAGGCACUGGCUUCAUCAUCUCGUCACUACUGCUCAUGAUCGAGGUCCAAAAGAAAUGGUGGCAGCCUAAUUUGCGCAGCAUGGGAUGGCACAUCGGGUUCUGGAACUUGGUCGGCGCGGUAGGCUUCACGUUGUGCGGCGCCCUUGGUUAUGCCUCUUUAGCAUCCACCAAAGUCAACUACCAGAGUGUGCUGUCCACGUUCUGGGGAUCAUGGGGGUUCUUGAUCGGGAGCGUUAUCCAGCUGUGGGAGACGUUAUGGCGCGAAGACUCGGGCCCUCCGAAGUCUGAGCCUGACUCGGAAGCAGAUGAUUAG